This is a messenger RNA of Mangifera indica (mango), 675 nucleotides long. Its product is annotated as pentatricopeptide repeat-containing protein At4g02750-like. The coding region runs from base 1 to 675 and encodes 224 amino acids. The transcript is spliced from 3 exons. Lineage: Eukaryota; Viridiplantae; Streptophyta; Magnoliopsida; Sapindales; Anacardiaceae. Gene Ontology annotation, biological process: RNA modification. The record is from RefSeq and is a predicted model, not a curated record. Gene Ontology annotation, molecular function: protein binding; RNA binding.
AUGAAAAGCUUUUUGAGGUUGAAUGACCAGUCUGGUGUGUUAAGAAUUAAUGAUGAGAAAAUGCUAACCAAAUGCAGCGAACAUAACCUUUAUUCGUAUCAAUUCUUAGUGAAGAUUUGUGCGAAGGUUGGGUCUUUGAGAGAAGUUUCUGAGGAACUUUGGGAUGGUAGGAAGGUGUUUGAUCAGGGGUCUAUGUGGAAUCUGGUGAGCUGGAACUUGAUGAUCGAUGGGCAUGUGAAAAAUGGUGACCUUGAUUGCGCACGUGAACUGUUUGAUUUUUUGCCUAACAAGGAUAUUUUUACUUUCGCUUAUAAGAGUCUAUGUGGAUAUAGGGGAUAUGGUGACGGCAAAAUGGUUGUUGCUAUGAUGCCAUUCAGGGAUGUCGUUUCAUGGAAUUGUAUAAUUGAUGGGUUUGCAAAAAUAGAAAAUGUUACAUUAGCUCGUGGUUGUUUUGAUAGGAUGGCUACGAGGAAUGCAAAAUUUGGGGAUAUGGAUUUGGCUACAAAUGUUUUUAAUGAGAUGCCUACGAAAAGAGAAAAGUUGUGGAUUGUGAUGAUCAUGGGGUAUGAUAUGCAUGGGCAAGGAGAGAAAGCCUUAGAAAUGUUCAUGAAGAUGGAGAAGAGAGGUCCAACACCGAAUGAUGCUAUUUUUCUCCUUGUACACAUGGAGGAAUAA